AUGAAACCUAUCCACACUGACUCCGCGUACGCCGAAUCCUCCCCGUCCUCCCCAGCAACAACAAUGUCCCAAGACUACCCCGCAGUCGACAACAACUCCCUUGACGAUAUCUUCGGCUCCUCCCCACCCCACGAAGAUAUCCUCAACGCACCCCUCCCAUCAACAACCAACCCAAUGAACCCAGCCGAACCCUCCGACCUCCCCAGUCUCCGCCGACAACACGUCACAGCAGGCUACCGCGACGGCACGUCCGCCUCAAAGGGCGCGCACGUGCAAGAAGGCUUCGACGGAGGAUUCCCCGUCGGCGCGCAGCUUGGUAUGCGUGCCGGAACUGUACUGGGUAUCAUGGAGGGAUUGCUACGCGGGUUUGAGGAGCGGAGUGGACCGGGUGUCGUGAAGAAGCCUGUUGUGCGGGCGGGUCUUUCUGCUGCUACAUCUACAAGGACGGAUGGCAGUGGCAAUACUGAGGUUGCGGAAUUGCGUCGGCAGAAGAGGGAGCAGCUCCGGACACUGUAUGAGACUGCAGUUCAGGAAUUGGAUGUACAGGCUGUUUUUGCUAGUGCUGAUGGCGGCGCGGCGGAGGUUGCGCCGAGGGCUGAGGAUGGAGAAGAGGAACGGGCGGAGAUACAGCUUGGGCGGAAAGGGGAUAUUGUUGUUGGACGGUGGGAGGGGAGAGUUGAUGUUCCAAAGUGGGAGGAGAAUAUGGAGGCCUUGGAGAUGAAGGAGAAGGAGGAGGGAAUGGAGGGGAUGGAGAGCAAGGGCGAAGGCCAGAGCCAGGCUAUCGAGCACAGUUGA
This is a messenger RNA of Penicillium digitatum Pd1, 795 nucleotides long. Its product is annotated as Yae1 family protein. Lineage: Eukaryota; Fungi; Ascomycota; Eurotiomycetes; Eurotiales; Aspergillaceae. The record is from RefSeq and is a predicted model, not a curated record.